AUGACCGUAGCACAUACCGCCGUAGAGGAAACGCCACUGGAGCUAACCACAUCCUUACAUUCUACUGUUACUGCACAUACAGAUGUUUUACUGAAAACUGCCGUAACUCCAGUUUGGUCCGAAAAUCGAUCUAUCAUGACAAAUAUUCUACUUGACGAGGGAGCACAAAACUCAUUCAUAACUGAAGAUUUAGCUAGAAAACUAGAAAUUGAAUCCACCGAAAAGAUUGCACUGAAAAUAUCGGGAUUUGGAGGAAACGAAGGACAAGUUCAUCAUCUUGAUAAAGCAAACAUAGCUAUUGAAACAGUUGAUAAUCAAAGAAUAGAAAUAGAAGUAAUAAUUGUACCGAAAAUUGCCGCUCCUAUUCAGACAAAAUCACAAAAGGAAAUCAAAGCACUGCCAUACUUACGUGGUUUACGACUCGCACAUCCGAUAUGCGCAGAAGACAAGUUUAACAUAUCUUUAUUGAUUGGUGCAGACUAUUACUGGUCAAUAGUUGAAGACGAAAUAAUAAGAGGAAAUGGACCGACCGCAGUAAAGUCGAAAAUAGGUUAUCUCUUGUCGGGACCCGUACUAACUAAAAACGGAAGUAGUUCAAAACAAUCAGCAAUGUUGAAUAUUUUGACUGAUCACAGAGCCGUUGUUUGCGACUUGGAAAAGUUUUGGAACUUAGAAGCGUUGGGGGUUUCAGGAAGCGAUACCAUUAAAAGUCAGUCGGAAGUUGUACGAGAAUACGGAGAAAAGUCUAUAAUACUAGAAGAUGGAAAGUACACAGCUAAGUUACCAUGGAAACUAGAUUUCCUUCCGCUACCACAUAACAUGGAGGACAACUGCAAAGAUGGAAGAGAUAAUCCAAGUCUAAAUGAAUGCUUAGAAACACACCCAUCUGUUAUGAAUGAUAUUACGGGAAUACUUAUGAGAUUUCGCGCUAAGAAAUAUGCUACAACAUCAGAUUUAGAAAAGGCAUUUCUACAAAUACAGCUCGACGAGAAAGACCGAGAUGCAACGAGGUUCUUAUGGCUGAGCGAUCCUACAAACACAUCAAGUCCGCUAAUAACAUAUCGCUUCAAGUCCGUACUCUUCGGUGCUACAUGUUCGCCAUUCAUUUUGAGCGCCACACUUCUCAAGCACGUUAAGGAAAAUCCGGGGAAACUUUCAGAUACACUUGAAAAUGGGUUAUAUGUAGACAACAUUUUAACUAGCUUUGAUAACGAAAAUGACGUAAUAGAUUAUUACAGGAGAUCGAGAGAAUUACUUACGAAAGGCGGAUUUAACCUACGCUCAUGGAAUUCAAACAGUCCAAAAUUACAAGAAAUCGCUAGCAAAGAAAAAACCUUAGACAAAGAUGAGCUUCCUAAAAUUCUUGGUAUGCAAUGGAACGCUAAAUCGGACAAGUUGUUUUAUCAAAGUAACACGUUCGAGAUGGACAAAAAAGGAAAACUGACUAAAAGAUAUAUUUUACGGCAAUAA
Mytilus trossulus (common blue mussel) is the source of this 1470-nucleotide messenger RNA. RefSeq lists its product as uncharacterized. The transcript is spliced from 2 exons. The record is from RefSeq and is a predicted model, not a curated record. The coding region runs from base 1 to 1470 and encodes 489 amino acids. NCBI's taxonomy places the organism in Eukaryota, Metazoa, Mollusca, Bivalvia, Mytilida, Mytilidae.